CGGCAAACCGGGGGCGCUCGUGGCCGCGCCGGCGUUCGCCUCACCGCCGUGCUCAAACGUCUGAACCGUCUCUGAACCGGCGUUACCUGCACUGGCCCCCGGAGCCGUACGAAGCCGGGGGACCGGAGAAGCCCGGAAAUGGACUCAGUGGCCUUUGAGGAUGUGGCUGUGCACUUCAGUCUGGAGGAGUUGGUCUUACUGCAGCCUGCACAGAAGAAGAUCUACAGAGAUGUGAGUGGGGAACCUUCAGGAACCUGGCCUCAGUCGGAAAGAAGUGGGAAGAUGAUGACAUUGAAGAUCAGUACAAACACCAGGGGAGAAGACAAAGAAGUCAUGUGGUAGAGCGAAUCCGUGAUGGGAAAGAGGGUACUCAGUGUGGAGACAACUUCAGCCUUAUUUCAAAUCUCAAUCUGAACAAGAAAUCUCUUGGAGGAAAACCAUGUGAAGAAAACAGCAUGUGGAAAGCCUUCAUACAGCAGUUGUCUCCACUGGAAUAUCAGAGGUCACACUGGACACAAGCCAUAUGGAGAACAGCCACAUAACUGGUCUGCAGUGUACUGGAAAACAUGAAAGAAAUCACAAUGGAGAUAAACCUUAUGAACAUAAUAUAUAUGGUGAAGCCUUCAGUAUCAGGCAUUUUCAAGUAGAUGAAACCAAAGAAAAUCUUAAGUAUAAGGCAUGUGGGAUAGCAUCUAGUGAUCUCUCAGUCCUUCCAGCACACAUGGUCACUCACUGUGGAGACGGACUUCAUAAAUGCAAGGAAAAUGAGAAAGCAUCCGUUUCUCCCAGUUCAUUUAAAAUUCGUGAAAGGAGUCACACUGGAAAGAAACUCUAUGAAUGUAAACAGUGCAGCAAAGCCUACAGACAUCACAGUUCCCUACAAACACACAAGAGAAGUCAUUCUGGAGAGAAACCCUACGAAUGUAAAAUAUGUAGAAAAGCAUUCACUUGUCUCAGUUAUCUUCGAAAAUGUGAAAGGAUUCACACAGGAAAGAAACCCUACGAGUGUAAGCAAUGUGGCAAAGCCUUCAAAUACUAUACAUCCUUAGAAGCACACAAAGUGAGUCACACAGGAGAGAAAUUCUAUGAAUGUGAGGCAUGUGGUAAAGCUUACAGUGGUCCCACUGCCUUGAAAAAACACAGAAGAACUCAUACAAGAGAGAAACCCUAUGAAUGUAAAAAAUGUGGAGCAGCCUUUGGAUAUCACAGUUCCUUAAAAACACAUGAAAGAAAUCACAGUGGAGAGAAACCCUAUGAAUGUAAAACAUUGGAAACAUUGUAAAACAUUCCAAUCACAGAGGAAAAGAAUUCACUCGUCUUAAUUAUCUUCGAAGACAUAGAAGGAUUCACACGGGAGAAAUCCUAUGAAUGUAAAGUACAUGGGAAAGGUUACAGUGAUUAGAAUUCUUUAAAAGCACAUGAGAGAAGUCACACUGGAGAAAGACCCUAUGAGUGUAAAACAUGUGGUAAAGCAUUCGGUAGUCCCAGUUACCUGUGAAGACAUCAAAGAAAUCACACUGAAGAGAAACCUUAUGAAUAUAGAGGACGUAGUAAAGCCAGAUAUUAUACUACCUUAGAAUCACACAAAUAGAUUUACACAGGAGAGAAACCUAUGAAUGUAAACAAUGUGGUAAAAGUUAUAGAUAUCACAGUUCCUUACACAUGAAAGAACUCACACUGGAGAGAAACCCUAUGAAUGUAAAACAUGUGGAAAAGAAUUCAGUUGUCUCAGUUAUCUUUGAAAACAUGAACAGACUCACACAUGAAGGAAACCCUAUAAAUGUAAGCAAUGUGGUAAAGCUUUCCUUUCUCUACAAGAUUUCCAAGGACAUGAAAGAUAUCACAUUGGAGAAGAAACUAUAAAUGUAAGAAAUGUGGGAAAGCCUUAACUUUACACACAAACUAUUGAAUACAGUGAGCAUGCACUAUCCUUGCCCAUCCUGAUUUUACUUUAGGAGCAGAGAGGUCUCUUUGCAAGUCCAACGUUUUUCCCAAGAGGAAACAUCAAAAAGGGGUGUGGCUUCCAAAGGUAUUCAUCCAAGUUUUAAUUUGAUUGUACCAGGUGACCUGUAGGGAGAGGGUAUCAUUUUGCAUAAUAAUCCUAAUUUAACAUAAAAGGAGUGGUGGGAAAUUUUCAGAUACACUAUAGCUAAAUGUAGGAAAGCCUUCUGUCAUUCCAGUUCCUUCCAAAGGCAUGAAAGGACUCAUUGGAUAAAACCUUUUGAGUAUGAACAGUGUUGGAAGAGCUUCAAUUUGCAUAUAUCCUUACAUGUGAAAAAUCUCAGGGAAAAGAGAGAAAGCUAUAUGACAUGAAAAAUCUUGAUGGAAAUUAAUCCAUGUAUAAUGUUCCAAAUUUCAACAUGGAAGAAUUAGUCUUAAAGUUGUAUGUAUGUAGUGUUUAUCAAGCUUGUUUUGUGAAGUAUAUCAUUGCAAUGUAGAUUUCGUGUUGGUUUUAUUUAUUUUCAGAGAAAGGGGAAGGGAAGGAGAGAGGGAGGGAGGAAUACAUCAAUGUGUGGUUGCCUCUCGCACACCCCCCAACAGGGACCUGGUCUGAAACCCAGGCAUGUGCUCCGACUGGGAAUUGAACCAGCAAGUCUUUGGUCUACAAGCCCAUGCUCAAUCCAUUGAGCCACACCAGCAAGGGCACAAUGUAGAUUUCUAAAUAAGAAAAAAAUACUGAGGUGAGAUAACUCUGGGAGUUAUCUUGCAGUGUUAGUCCAUAAGAUUACUAGACAGUGCUUUUUCCUUAAAUAAGUUAAUAUUUUCCUAACAUUUUUGAAGCCUAUUAGAUCUCUGGGUGAACUGAAGUGUAUUUUAAUGUAUAGUUAGGUGAAACUUUUUAUACUGCUUUGUUUGUCCUCUGUGAAGGGGUCGUUGGAAAAGGCCAGUUCGGCAUUUGCUGGGAUUUUCCUACUGUCUUUGUGACAGUUCCUGGACAUCCUUUGUCCCUUAACUAUAUGGCUCAAUGAAAUCACACUGAAGAGAAACCUGGGAUAAGACACUGAGAUUUGGAUGUGAGGCAUGAAACAAACAAGUUCCUCCAAUCCUGGCACUUAUACUUUUGUGAGAAUAGAGAGGUGAAUAGCAAACCAUAAAGCUUUGUUUUGUGAUAUGGUACUAAGAGCUUUGGAGGAAAGUGAGAAAUGACAUGUGACAUAACAGGGAGUCACGGGUGUAUAUAUUCUUACAUGAGGGUACAGCCUCGUGAGUAAGGAUAUCAUCAUUAACCACUUGUAUUUCCGUAAUCUAAAAAAUGUUAAAAACUGUUUCAGGAACCACUAGGGUGUGAAAGUAAGUAGAAGGUGGCAAUACAGAAUGCCCUGCUCUUUGAUAAAUGAUAGUGAUUCCCAAUAAAGAUAUGGACAUGGUUCCUCAUCAUUUUUGCCAUCAUUGCAAAUUUUGUAUCUGGGUUAUGUGGUUGUGACUUAGGACAUUGUUGUUUGGAACUCACGGCUUUGUAUUGAUUUGAAUCACAGAUAUUUGUGGUGUACUUUUACAUUGAACAUUGAAAGGAUUUUUCAUUUAUCUUCAAAUCUGAAAACGUUGAAGUAUUCGGCAUUUUCAUUUUGCUGCUCUACACACUGAGUGACACACACCAAGGAGUCCUCCCAAUUGGAGAGUUACCUUCUUCUGCACUGCUCUCGCCCCUCUCGAGUUCAUUCCACAGCACAGACCCUACACCCACACCCAGGACAGGUUCAGGUUCAGAUAAGAAGGGAUCAGGUAUUUGAGACACCCUGCACUAGGGCUGAGGUCAUGCACCUUGGGGUCUUCAAAGGGUCCUUACAGGGUGAGAAGAAGAGCAGAUGUUUAGUAAAUAGAAGGUUGCCCUGCUAUAUAGGUGGGUCAAAAGGAGGUUAUUGCUGAUCAUCUUUUCUUAUGGCCAAAGCCUCUAAUUCAAGUUCUUCUGGGUAGUUGAAGGGAGAGGCAGAAGCUUCUCUUGAGCCUGCUGGUAAGUGUCUUGAGUUCAAAACUU
Molecule: messenger RNA, 3976 nt
Organism: Artibeus jamaicensis (Jamaican fruit-eating bat)
Lineage: Eukaryota; Metazoa; Chordata; Mammalia; Chiroptera; Phyllostomidae
Product: putative zinc finger protein 833
Biological process (GO): regulation of transcription by RNA polymerase II
Molecular function (GO): DNA-binding transcription factor activity, RNA polymerase II-specific; RNA polymerase II cis-regulatory region sequence-specific DNA binding
Source: RefSeq, a predicted model, not a curated record